Messenger RNA from Aspergillus candidus, 729 nucleotides. RefSeq names its product 40S ribosomal protein uS11. The coding region runs from base 18 to 470 and encodes 150 amino acids. Gene Ontology annotation, molecular function: structural constituent of ribosome; mRNA 5'-UTR binding; small ribosomal subunit rRNA binding. The record is from RefSeq and is a predicted model, not a curated record. Gene Ontology annotation, cellular component: cytosolic small ribosomal subunit; ribosome. Gene Ontology annotation, biological process: translation; maturation of SSU-rRNA from tricistronic rRNA transcript (SSU-rRNA, 5.8S rRNA, LSU-rRNA); ribosomal small subunit assembly. NCBI's taxonomy places the organism in Eukaryota, Fungi, Ascomycota, Eurotiomycetes, Eurotiales, Aspergillaceae. The transcript has 4 exons.
CACGACAACCCAGCACAAUGCCUCCCAAGAAAGCCCCUGCCGCCGCCAAGGAGAACGUCUCUCUCGGUCCUCUGGCCGGAGAUGGCAAGCUCGUUUUCGGCGUUGCCCGCAUCUUCGCCUCCUUCAACGAUACCUUCGUCCACGUUACCGAUCUGAGUGGUCGCGAAACCAUCACCCGUGUCACCGGUGGUAUGAAGGUCAAGGCUGACCGUGACGAGUCCUCGCCCUACGCUGCCAUGUUGGCUGCCCAGGACGUUGCCGCUCGCUGCAAGGAGCUCGGCAUCAACGCUCUGCACAUCAAGAUCCGUGCCACUGGUGGUAACGGCACCAAGACCCCCGGUCCCGGUGCCCAGUCCGCUCUCCGUGCCCUGGCCCGUGCCGGCAUGAGAAUCGGCCGUAUCGAGGACGUGACCCCCACCCCCUCCGACUCUACCCGUCGCAAGGGUGGUCGCCGUGGUCGCCGUCUGUAGAUAUGUGCGAACGUGCUCUCUCUCCAAGUAUACGCACCCUUAUGGGGGCUUGCGUGGCUGGUAUGGAGGCUGUCCGUAUGGUCCUCAGCCUGCGGAUGUGGAUGGAAUAAACGCGGAGAACGGCCUUUAUCGCCUGGUCUUCAAUUUUUUCCUUGCCCAAGAAAAAAAGAUUUUACGCUCAGUGUUGGGGGUUGGUAGUGCAGUUAGUGUAACUACGCUGGUCAAUAUAUACCCAUGCUGGGGAUUUUUUUUCUAUCAA